GUUCCUCUGGCCAAGAAAUAUAUGUUUUCAAAUCAAAUAGUUUAUAAAAGGGCUCAAAUUGUCGAGAUUUUGGAAAUUGGAUACAAGAAUGUCCUGCGGGUUUCUUGCUUGUGACUCAAUGGCAUUGCAAUGAGGCAACAGAAGUUCAUAACGGAGAAUUUGUUGAAGCGAUUGUUUACUUAAAUCCCAUUUUGCCUGGGAUCAUUUGCCAUCUUAGUAUUAAAAUGUGAAUGCUUACAGUCAAAAUGACUGGUUCACUUUAUGCUCUUUGAGUUGAUACUCAAAGGUAUCACCUAUUUACCUUCCUACUCUCGUAAGAUAGAACAAAACUGUCGUUUCAGAAACACUCGGCUGCAAUGAAUUGUAUUUAUUUUUCAGAUUUGGAGGGCAUCUUCCAAUACUAUGGCAGCAAGAAAACUCAACGAUUACCAGUUUACCGUAGACCAAAGGGCUUUCAGAUUCAACUAAGAUUCUCCACUGAAACUUGCAGGGGGCAAUUGGUGGAGAUAACGAGUGAGGACACCAAUCAUUUCUUGCAUAUCGCGCUUCCCGGCAUAGGCCCUAUUCGAAUGUCAUACAGUACCUUUUACGGUAAGAACCAUUCUGUGUCAUUAAAAGGAGAAGUCUGCGAUGGCAAGAGGCACUUUCUUUGGAUCGGCGUCAUCUUUUCUCGUGUUUCAUACCGUGUAGACAAAGUUCCUCCAGUAAGGUUUCGCGCGGCAUUCUUAAGACGACCGUUUCAGUCGCCACCAAACAUAGUUUUUGGCAAAGGGCUUAAGGGAUGUGUUUCUGGUUCCAUAUUUGUCUUUCACCACACUGAAACCCGCGGAUACCGUGUAGGAACGUCGUCUGGUUGUUCUAUGAAUAGUAAGUACCAUGGGACUCUUUUAAUCAGUAGAUUAGAACAGAAGCAUACACCGAUAGGAGCACGUGUUUUAAACUUAAAUAUAUUGUUAAAUCAAUCGGCAGAAUAAAGUGCAAAUGAGUGGUGAACAAUUUUGGAAACAUUUUGUUCUGUAAGCUCAUUAAAUAAUUCAAUUAUAUAAGGUUUGAAACAUACUACAUCAUGUUUGAAUUUAACAAUGAAAUCGGACGAGAAAUUACAAAGCAAACUAGGAAGCUAAAUUAACCAGUUGGUAUCUUGUUAACUCUCUGAGAAGAGAAGUCGUUGUAUCUUAUUAUUUACGGGUAGAAAUGCAGGAAGUGGGUAUUUCACUGAAUCGCUUGUUUGUUUUCCUUCUCUUGAUAAAGGUAAACAGUACGGCGUAUUAAAUUACAUACUGUAAGAGACGAAUUUGCUUUUCGAUGUGAAUCAGUCAAAUUGAUAUAAGCCAAAUGGUAAGAAUUCGUGACACUGAACGCUGCUGGAGAUGCUGCCCCUUUGAGAUUAAUAUUCUUUUGUUCAAUUACAAUGUGAAAGGAACUUGAAGUAUAUUGCAUUUAAAAGGCUGUCUUUCCACAUCCUUAUCUCAAUUUGAGCAACCUAUUUCAGUAAGAAGAUUAAAUUUUACGGGCUUCCUCAUGAAACGUGUGGGAUGGUUUCAGCGUCCUUUACAUUUUCGUUUGUGAUCGUCACAUAUGGUGAAUACGACAAAAUAACGACUGCAUCAUACCAGCUUUUGACAAAGCGGGUACGAGGGACAAAUUCUCGAUUAAACAUGUAUCUAAAUAAAAGUGACCUCUCAUAUCCGUUAUUCUCAAUAAGCUUCCCUUAGCACUCAGUCUGGAAGAUAAACAAUCCGGUUCUAUCAAAACGAAAGAGGAUGUCAUAUGUCGGCUUUCAGCAUUCUUUUCAUCUAAAUAAAUUGAAAUUGUCUCGAAAAGCGAUGGCGUUCAGUCGAUUCUCACCAAGUCAAAAUAAAGCACUCAGGCAUCUCGCAGAAACUUCCUCGGAGCCAUUCCGUAUGGCAAUCGUUUGAAACUCUUGGAUCCCCCAAAACAGCAAACCUGUUUGGAACCUUUUUACAGCCUAUUUUAUGAAGUCGCUACCUUUAAAUCCCUAUAAAUAAUUGUUUGGAUUACGACUCCUACUCCUUUUUGCGAGAUAGCCAGAUGUGUUUCUGUACGUGUUUGAUUUUCCUGACCUCGACCUCGACUUUGCAUGGUUUACUUAGUUCAUUGUAUAACCCCAUUUUAAUUGGCAAAAAUUCAGUUCAUAAAAGCAGUUACCGGUUUUCCUUGAUGAGUGUAAGUUUUGUGUAUCUUUUACUCGGACGUGUCUAAUCCAGCUUUGCACGCCUGUGGAGCAAAAGGAUUAAGGGAAGUCGUUAUAAUAAAUGAGUAAAUUUCGGCAAGUUUUCAGACAAACGCACUGAAGGUUAGCAUCUGACUAGUUUUAAAUGUUCAGCUUCAGAGGGAGUAAAUGUUACAGUGGAUCAAAAUAAUGCCCACAUCCAAGUUCCUCAUUCAAUGCGAAUCGUUUUAGUGAAGACGACAUAUUUUACUCCAUGAGUGCCUUACGAAAUAGAUUAACUCAUUUACGAGAAAGUUAAAGGAAAUGAAUUUGUAUGCUGUUUGUAUUGUAAUAGUGUAGUUUGAUCGACCGGGUGAGUGUAGUCCUGAGAAGGACUGUUGUCGGUAGUGGUGACUGACGUUUUGACAACCUGAGCGGAAGUCAUCUUCAGAUUCAAGUGAAUAGUUGUUGUCAGUCGAAUGGUCAGUUUUGCCGUGAUGUUAUUGGCUGUAAGACUCAAGUAGCUUAGGUCGGUCGGUCUCGAUCCGCUAGUGAAGUUAUGUCGUUCUGUUCGGUUCGUUUGUAAUGUUAAUGUCGUAGAUGAGUCUUUUGUAUGGUGCCGGUAGUGGUUGAUACCUGCUGAGUCUGUUCCAAGUUGGUAAACCAGCUUUCCAGGGUUAUUCGUUGAAAGUAGUUGGUGCUGUAGGUUAGGCAUUGCGCAGAGUCCCAGUCAAUAGUGUGGUUCGUAAGUCGGUGAUAUUCAGCAAUGUGAUUGUUGACAUCGCGUUUCCUCUUCGCUCGUUUGUGCUCAGUCAAUCUAGUUGUGAGGUUUUUGCCGGUCUCACCGAUGUAGGAGGCGCGGCAGUCGGAGCAACUGAUCUUAUACACUUCUCCCUUUCUGUUUCUCGGGUCGUCUUUGUCUUUGACGUUAGUCAGUAAUUGACGUAGUAUGGUAUAAGGUUUGUGAGCGACGCAGUUAUUGAAUGGUUGUAGGAUGUGCGAGAUUUUCUCAGAUAUGCCCUUUGUGUACGGUAUAGUUGCUGUAGUCGAAGGAGUUGCGUUGUCGUUAGCUUCGGUUGUAGUAGCAGGUCGGUGAGUGUUACAUUGGAUGAAGUCUUCGUUGUAGUUGUUUUCAAGGUACUUGUUCUCGUCGGAUAAGCUGUCUGUCGUGUUACAUACUAGUUGCGCUCGUCGCGUAAGAGUCCUGAGAGAUGUGGCUUUGUGUGAUGUCGGGUUGUAGGAUGAUUUGUCAAGGGUGGUGGUGGAAUGCGUCAAUUCAGUCGUGUCGUACGGCGGUGAAAGUAUCGUCAACGCAGCGUAACCAGAGCGGUAUUGUUUGACGGCAAGUCGAAAGGGCGCUUUCUUUAAUGUUCUGCAUCACAACUUCUGCUACAAUUUCUGCUCGUAGUCGUCAGGUAUCUCUACAGUCUUAGAGGCGUUAAUGAAGUCCUCGGUGGAUUGUAGGUUACGUCUGGAUUUGUCGGUGAGCGGUUGUAGUAUUGUCGUCAGGUACUUGGACAGUUGGUAUGUCGGAAAACCACAGAAAGAAACAGUAGGUCGCAUUGGGAAACCACUGAGGUUUGUGUAGUUUCGUCAGACCGUAAAGUUUCGGUGGCUGUCGUACUGAGCACCUUAGUCGGUAGUAGCGUUGGGUGUCAAUGGCGUUUGUCUUCUUGAGCGUCAGUAAUGUGAUGCUGAGUUUGCGUUGAAGCGUAGGAGUUGGGUCACGUUUGAGCUCUUUGUAGGUUUGUUUGUCGUUAACUGGUGCGUCUAUUUUGUUGUGAUAGGCAGUCUUGUCCAUGACAACAGCAACUCGUUGUUUGUCGGCUGGUAGAAUAACUAUGUCCUCGUCGUUUUUCAGUCGUUUAAGAGGAUGUUGUUCGGCUUUAGUCAAUUUGCUGCCAUGUAGUGACGCUGAUUGUAUAGUGGAAGCAAUUCUACUUCCGAUGUUAUCCUUACUAGACUCAGAUAGCUCUCGUUACCGAGCCAGAGCCGCCUCAACAGUAGACACAAUAGCCUUGGUCGGUGUUCGUUUCGGUGUAACUGAGUGUUUCAGUCCGUAUGACAGUACGCGAGUUUCAUUCUUGUCUAAGAGACGGGAAGAGAUAUUCCUUACCUAGUUGUCGUCCGGUUUACUUCGUCGCUGUUCUUUGUUGCUUAGAAGUCGUGUCAGUUUCUGUUGAUGUCCAGUACGGGCACGUUCAGUUGCUUUGUUGGCUCGUUUGUCGGCAAUAGUCGUAACAGUGUCAAGUAAUCAAACUACACUAUUACAUGUCACCCCCGGGUUCAAACUAUUUACUGUGCUGCUUGUAUUGUUUACUAUUUAGUGGUUUUAUCCUAUUUCGGAUCUAAUGGUAAGUAGCGGGGCAACAAAAAAGGCGGCUUGUUUUACUAUGUAACGACUUAAACUUUACUCUUAAAAAAGCUUUAUUUUAUGUUAAGUAUAUAAUAAGCUUGCGAUGAACACGGAUUAAAAAUCGGUUGACACGAAAAGCGAAGUUAUGAGCUUUUAUGGUAGUUGCGCCAACAGUUGAACACGAUUAAGAUUUUCGGCUCACAUUACUGCCUAGUCUGACAUUAGCGAGAUUAUCAAAAUAAGAACAUUUCAGAGAAGUUUACGCACGCUAAAAAAACUCAAUGCGAGCUAAUAACGAAAUACACUCGCUUUAAAUGACAUACCUAUUCAAAACUUCCACCGACGGUGACCGAAUACGGUAUUCUUGUAAAGGAACCAAACUCCUAUUUUACAUGGUGUAGAAAGUCAGUCAUCCUGGAUAUUAUCUCCCCUUUUCAGUCGGAAACAUUUGCGUGAAAGUCAUUUUUUCUAACGAUGGUCAAAGCACUUUGCUGCAAAGUCUCGUCACAUUCCCUUUAAUUUGUAUAAUGCAUUAUGCGGCCUUUAUGAAGAGAUACUGGGAUGAUAUCAUGAAGCUAUUUUUGUACACCAAGUCUCCACCAAUGUCUCCCUCAAUGUAAAUCAUUAACUCAGUGGCCCUAUUAAAUUUAAAAACCUUUCUCAUAAUAUUAUAUUUUACUAUUCCCCCCUUCCUCAGCUAAAAUUUCUGCAUUUCUAAUUUCUUAACGACCAAAGCAUGCGCUGAUUGCAAGAAGAUGGGAAAAUAGCUGAGGUAAAAGAUACACGCAGCGUUUAUGUUGGAGAACGUUAAAUUGAAAAGUGUUCCUCAGCUACUGACUACAACAAACCAGAGUCGAGCCAAAUUCUUUUAUUCAUCGACCUUUUUUUGCAGAGAGUUGCAGCGAUGAGCUUGGAAUGCAAAAUAAACGAAUUGCAAACGAGAGAAUUACAGCAUCAUCUUCAAAAAGUACAGACAACUCCCCUCACUUUGCACGUUUGGACGGCUCAAAGGCCUGGUGCUCUGCGCUAUGUGACAAAUUGCCAUAUGUACAAAUCCAGCUGGAAGAACCAAAGAUUAUUACUGAAAUAAUAACCCAAGGAAGUUCUUCUGAUCGGGCAUGGGCGACAAAAUAUGAAGUCAGGUUUCUGGAAAAUGGAAAGUGGAAAGAAUAUAAUGAGGUUCUUAGAGUUUUAUAUAAUUAGCUUCUUAUAUUUGAUUUUUGUUCUUUGGUUUACCGGAUUGUAUCAAGGGGGCUGAUCUAACAUACCCUUCUUUUUAUACUCUCAAGUUCGAGAGGAAAUGUGAAAUUUACUUAAAACAUCUUUUAAAAGCUAGCAAGUUAGUGCUAGUAUUAUAUAAGAUGUAUGUAUCACGAACCCUCAAAAAAAAUUGCGAAUGUUUCACGAUCCUUCAAGCUUGGAAAAUGUUGCUUUGUCGCGGGUUUGAGAGAAAUGAAAAGCUCCAGACAUAAAUUAAAAAGAGCCUUCAAAGUGCACUGUCUGCACCCAUAAACCCUUUAAGAGAGGUUGUCAGUAAUUUUCAAGAGUCCGGCGACAGAAGCAACAAUUCAACUUUUUUUUUUUUAUUUGCUCCAAAAUACCCUUUUGGUGAACUGUUUUCAAAAAUAAUUUUCAAAAGUUCCAGCGAGUUUUUAUUUUGGCAAAAAAUAAGAAAGUUCGAAAUCGGCCAAAGCGUACCAAAUUUGCAUAAUUUAUAUCUGGCUUUUAGUGCAUUUUCACAACGCUCGUACAAGACAACGAAAAUUUAUCUUAGAUUAAUUUUUUUAUACGUUGUUUUUCAUCCCUUGGAGUAUCUUUGCAACUAUAUUUUAUCUCCAACAAAACUUUCUUUCGUUUGUAACCACCCGAGUAAAGUUCACUAUAUUUGCUACUCCGUUUGUACGCUGAAUUUUGCCAUAUCUGUUUGUAAAAAUUGUCGAAGAAAUCCGAGAAAUGAUUUGAAAAUGUAAACAGCGAUUUGUUUAUUUAGCACUCGAAAUAUGGCAAAAUUCAGCGUACAAACGGAGUAGCAAAUAUAGUGUACUUUACGCGGGUGGUUACAAACGAAAGAAAACAUUUCCGUGUAAUUGAGUUUCAAGAAUUUGGUGUUUGAUCAAGAUAUCAUCUUCUACCAGAUUAGCUUGAGCAUUCUCACAACCUGUUUGCUGGAUAACGAGUAGACAUUUCGAAAGAAAAGUAUAAUCAUUUGCCUCACAAUGCGGACACUGCAGAUGAAGAUUACGACGUUUCAACAGCACACUGCUAAUCUUCUUCAGACGAUAAGGUCAAUUGAGUAUGCUCCACCCAUAAACUGUUGUGCUCAGCUGGGACUGGAUGGAAUUCCACGACUGUGUUUGGUGGAUCUUUGGAUCAGGUUCGCUCAGCGGGCGGUGUCCGGUAUCGUGGGUAUGCUCUAAAACGGCCGAUGCAGGGAGAAGUUACAAGUUUAUGACUUCUGAGAGUUAAAUAUAAAUCAUACGUGAAUCUAGGGCGUUGAGACACAAUGUAAUACUACGCAAUUAACUCAUGUUGCAAAUGCGGCGACUUUUCAACGUUUGAAAUAAUUAAAAAAUAUAUUUUCUUUAAUUGAUAAAUGCCUCACGCUACGGUUGCCAUACUAACCCAGUUAAUUACGUCUGUUUGCGACGCUGAGAGACCUCAUGUUUCUGGUUGAGAAAAAUAUAAAGUUACCAGAAUGGCAGGCACUCCAUGCACUCCAUGGCCACAACAUGUUAGAGAGGGCUCUAAUUUCAUUACAGGCACACGUCAUUAUGGUAUAUUAUGUGGGGCACAUCAAUAGUUUUUCUGCCCGUGACGCGCCAUGAUGAAUCACCUGGCCUUAUAUACUAUUGCGUCAUUUGUGUUGACCUUAUUUUGAAGGAUCUUCAUGUCAGCCUCCAAUUUCUCCUUACGGUUCGACCAUCAUUUAUCCUGCACAGCGAGGAAACCACAAAAAUGGCAGCGUGGUUGUCUUUGGUUGUAAACAAGGCUUGUACCUCACUGGGCUACCAAUAAUAAAAUGCAAUGGGAACACUUGGACAGCAGUGAAUUUCAAGUGCUUGCUAAGUAAGAACUGUUUUCUAUUUUUUUCAUCGAACGAUGCGAAUAGUUGAAGUAUCAGUAAGUAUCAAUGCUGAUAGUUGAAGUAUCAGUAAACGUAAAGCGAUCGACUAUACUAGCGCUGGAGUGGAGGAACAGUUCUUUGUUUAAGACAUUGUUGAUAUAUACAUGUCAGAGCAACGAGAAGAGAAACUUGCUUAGUUCACGCUCGGAAUCCCAUUCUUAGCUCGUUCAUUGUUUUUUUGCUCUAUCUUUGACCAUUGAAAAAUUUGACCAAUCUUUUAAUAGAAUGGUAAAAAAUUUCGACCCUGUUACAGGGGAAUAAAAAAAAAGUAAAUAUUUAGAACAUCGGUGGCUCGAUAAUAAACAGCUGUGUUUCUAUCGUUGCUGUCUAAGAUUUUUAGCCCCUUGAUGUUCAUGUUGUUUGGUUUUUUAUUUAUUUGUAACAAAAACAAUAGUAUUUGAAACAAACAUACGAUUUUGCGGUCGCACGUAAUCGAACAACAUGAUUAUGCUGACCAGAGAAAAGGCUGAUUCAGUUCAAGAAUGUCUUGCAUGAUCUGGUAUAGACACCGGUAGAUCUGUUUUCGGUAGAUAGAGCUGGGAAAAAUUGCUGGUUCAACCACCCCUUCCUCCACUCUCCGUCCUCCACCAGCGUUAUGAAAAAUAAGAUAGAUUAGUUUAUCCCUGUUGAUAGUCAUUGACUUAAUUGAAACUGCACCUGCGCGCUGGAAACUCAUACGGUCAAAUUUAAAGGUGCCGUGAUACCAUACAUUUUUUUUCCACGUUUAGAGUGCAACGAGGCCCUGGAUAUCCACAGGCGCUCCAUUGGAUCCAUACACAGUACACUGAAUACUCUUUCAAUUGAGAUACACCUCAGAAAGGGAAACGUUAUUACAGCGGCAAGUGUCCACCUGGAGGAUAUCAGAAGUGACUAUGAACAGAUUCAAAUAAGAGCACGUAUUUCCAACAAAUUGGUACAAAUUAAUCAUUUUAAGGUAACAAAUUGCUUACAGAUCCUAAUUUCAAUGAUUAUAUUCACAUCAUCAUUGUUGGUUUCCCUUGGUUAUGAGUCAUAUUGGCUUCUUUGAUAAGGCAUCGAAAUAUAAACUUUGAUUCAACCGCUGACCAUAGAAAGAGACGGAGUUGCUGUUUCUGUCUAAUUUCUGAUUCUUAGACACAAACUGCUUGCAUCCAAUGUCGCACCAGUUUUGAGAACUGGAAUAAAGAUUGAUUCAGCGACACAUGAAAAAUUGAUUUCGAAAAGCAUAGUCACAAUUUUCUUUUACAAAUAAAAUUUGAUUUUGUUUCAGCCACGUGUCGGUGAGGAAGAGGAAAAAUUGAAACUUUCUCGACCAGUUAUCACUCAGUCUUUGCAAAUUUGGCUUAUUUUUCGAAAGGGUUAUAACUUUUCAAUGUCAAGAACUCCAAGAGUGUUUGGUUGUAAGUCUGCAGUUUUUCGAGGUAAGAAUUUAUAUCCUAGAUAACUUGAUAUUCUUGUUCUCUCUAUCUAGAUCAGCAUCCAUACUAUUUUGAAAUAGAGCGUAUUUGAAUUAAUGUAGAAACCAUGCACCCUUUCAUCGAAGCCUAACAGCAUCGAUUGUUGUGUGACGUAUGAUAUCCUCUGAUAAGAAAGCUCUCAGGGUACUAGGAACUACUGGCUCAGCUUCAGUAUCUCCCAUUUGCAUACAGUAAAUAUUUGUAUGAGUCGUUAUUUCGAAUCAUGUACUAUGUAUUUAUCACUCUUAGGUUGCAUUAUGUCAGGCUCCGCAGUCCUCUUCAGGGAAGGAAAGAGUUAUUUAAAAGGGCGUUUCGUUUCUAUCGCACUCCAUUCGCUGUGGGAAGUUCUUUAUGGAGACAAAUAUUUAUACAAAAGCAAGGAUGAAGUACUUCUUGAUGAGAAGCCAAACUUGGACGAAAUACCUGAAGGAACUGCAGUAGUUGGGGAAGAUCCGAGAGGGAACUUAAGAGAGGGAAAAAUAAAACGAGUAUGUAGUUCAAUUCAAUGUGCUAUUGAAACUGACGGUGAAGAAUGGCAGAGCAAGUUAGAGAACGUGCGAGUCUUUAGAAAAGAACUGUGUGAAAAUCAUGUGAUGACCUAAAAUACGAACAGUUAUUUGUCAUCGCCUGGGGUGAAGAAUUUUGAAGGGAACACAUGGUUUUCGGGGGGAGGGGGGGAACGGAGGGGAGAUCAGUCGUCACCAUCAUAAUAUAAAGGAGGAACUCUAGAAAAUUGAUUGCUAAUUAACUGCCUACGAGGAGCCAUCUUAAAAUAUUACUGAGCGUGCCUUAUAAGGAGAUAAUUGCAUUUACAUUCGGUGGAACUUAUCCGUAAGUGACAGUGGCAGAGGAUGUAAAUAGUUUCCUGUUAACAUGAACACACGCGUGUCGGUAUGGCGCUUGUUGAAAUUUUUGUACCAGCUACAGUUCAGCCGACACUUAUACAUUUGUCGUUUCUUAAUUGUGUAUAGAAAGAAGGAAGGU
Messenger RNA from Pocillopora meandrina, 10073 nucleotides. Lineage: Eukaryota; Metazoa; Cnidaria; Anthozoa; Scleractinia; Pocilloporidae. The record is from the annotation of a GenBank genome assembly.